AUGAUUCUCAACCCCGCGAAUGCUGCCGUCGAGGGCGCACAUCUAUAUAUACGCAGCGGCGGGAUCGGGGGGGACCCGGCCAACCGACCCCCGGUCUACAAAGUCGUCGGGAUCGUCCUCGCAAUCGCCUCGGGGCUGUUCAUCGGCGUGUCGUUCGUGGUGAAGAAAGUGGGCUUGCUGAAGGCGAACGAGAAAUACAAUGAAGAGGCGGGCGAGGGGUAUGGAUAUCUCAAGAACGCGUGGUGGUGGACCGGCAUGACCCUGAUGAUCGUCGGGGAGAUCUGCAAUUUCGUUGCGUAUGCGUUCGUCGAUGCCAUCUUGGUGACGCCGCUGGGGGCGCUGUCUGUCGUGGUGACCACGAUCCUGUCAGCGAUCUUCCUGAAGGAACGGCUGAGUUUCGUGGGGAAGGUCGGGUGCCUCAAUUGCAUUCUCGGUUCAGUGGUGAUUGUUGUUAAUGCGCCGUCCCAGUCGGCCGUGGCAACCAUCCAGCAGAUGCAGCCGUUGGUGAUAUCGCCCGGGUUUCUUACCUAUACGGGCGUCAUAAUCGUGGGGUGCAUCUUCACCGCGUUCUGGGCCGGUCCACGAUGGGGGAAGAAGAGCAUGAUGGUGUACUUGACCAUCUGCAGUACCAUUGGCGGACUUAGUGUUGUCGCAACGCAAGGUCUCGGUGCGGCGAUUGUCGCACAGGCCGGUGGUACGCCACAGUUCAACCAGUGGUUCCUCUAUGUCCUGUUGGUAUUCGUCAUCGCGACACUGGUCACCGAGAUCAUCUUUCUCAACAAAGCCUUGAACCUCUUCAACGCCGCACUCGUCACGCCCACCUACUACGUCUUCUUCACCAGCUGCACCAUCAUCACCUCUGCCAUCCUCUUCCGCGGCUUCAAAGGCACUCCCGCCCAGAUCGCCACCUGCGUCUUGGGCUUCCUCCAAAUCUGCGCCGGCGUCGUCCUCCUCCAGCUCUCCAAAUCCGCCAAAGACGUCCCCGACGCCGCCGUCUUCAAAGGCGAUCUCGACCAAGUGCGCACCGUCGCCGAGCAAGAAGAGCCCGAAUCCGAGCCCCGCGCCGACUCCAUCCGCGGUGGCGCCGCCAUCCUCCGCUCCCUUUCCUCCGCCCGGCAGCAUCGCCAGAUCGAAGAAGCGAAGCGCCUGCAUGACGAGCGCAUGGAGCCGAUCCGCGAAGGCGAGCAAGUCGAAUGGGACGGCCUCCGACGCCGAAAAACCGUCCACGACCCCGGCCACCCCACUACCCUCCAACGCAGCAAAACCGUCCACCCCCCCCUCGGCAUGUCGCACUUCCCCAGCGAUGCCUCCGACACCGACUCCGACUACCACCCCGGCUUCUUCAGCAAAUUCUCCCUCCGCCGCCGCGGUGACUCCACCAGCACCGCACCCAACCGCUCCCUCCCCCUCUCCUCCCUCCCCCCCGACCACUCACCCACCACCAGCACCGACCGCACCACCUCCACCCACGUCUACGGCCUCCCCUCCGGCCUCCGCAAAGUCUCCGACCCCGACUCCUCCAAACCGCCCGCCGUCUCCAUCCAAUGGGCCCCUUCCGUCGACGCGCCCCCAUCAUCCCCACCCACCCCGCCACCACACGGCACCGAUUCCGGUCGCCGCCAAUUCUCCUUCCAAAACGUCUUCCACCGCCACCGCAGCGACGAUGGCCCCACCUACCCGCACGACGCGGCCGCAGGCCACCCCGCCGCGGCGUCGUCGCCGGUGCUCGGGAAGUCGUUGCUCCAUGGCGAGCGGCGUCCGGGGUUGCGGGGCGCGCUGUCGUUUAAUCGGAAGGACAGCUCGGGGCCGGGGACGACGGAGGAGGAGCGGUUGGGUUUGGUGAGUGGGGAUUCACGGACGUUGGAGGAGGAAGGGGUCGGGGGGCGGAGGGAGGAGGGGGAGAGUGAGAAUUUGGGGUAUAGCGAUGAUGAGGCGUGGGAGGUGCCAGGGAGGGAGGAGAGGAAGAAUAGUGAGGAUGAGAGUGAGUUUAGUGAGGUGGAUGAGAAGGUGGAGGAGUGGGAGGCGUAUCGGAGGCAUACGUCGAUCCCCAUCCAAACGCCACACACGCCGAUCCCUCGAUUCUACACGACCCGAACCCUCCUCCAUCCUCCAUCCACCAUCCAGCACCUAUACUGA
Messenger RNA from Eremomyces bilateralis CBS 781.70, 2136 nucleotides. RefSeq names its product DUF803-domain-containing protein. The transcript is spliced from 3 exons. Gene Ontology annotation, biological process: magnesium ion transport. Lineage: Eukaryota; Fungi; Ascomycota; Dothideomycetes; Eremomycetales; Eremomycetaceae. Gene Ontology annotation, cellular component: membrane. The record is from RefSeq and is a predicted model, not a curated record. Bases 1 to 2136 code for a protein of 711 amino acids. Gene Ontology annotation, molecular function: magnesium ion transmembrane transporter activity.